Messenger RNA from Quercus lobata, 3438 nucleotides. Its product is annotated as alpha-glucosidase 2-like. Lineage: Eukaryota; Viridiplantae; Streptophyta; Magnoliopsida; Fagales; Fagaceae. The transcript is spliced from 23 exons. Bases 54 to 3308 code for a protein of 1084 amino acids. The record is from RefSeq and is a predicted model, not a curated record. Gene Ontology annotation, biological process: carbohydrate metabolic process. Gene Ontology annotation, molecular function: hydrolase activity, hydrolyzing O-glycosyl compounds; carbohydrate binding.
UCCAGUUACGUUAGCAAUUAGCUCACUUCUCAUUAAAAAAAAAAAAAACAAAAAUGGUACGUGGUGCAGGUCCGGGUCCAGCUGCGUUGAGAUUCGCACCACUCAACAACAACACUAGCACUAGCACGAGCAGUGUGUCUAUUAAUAAUAGUUUUAACUGUUGUUGGAGUGGACCAGUGGUCAGGUUGAGGAAUCUUGGUCUUGCUGCUGCAGCUACUCAGGGCCACAUCUUCACUUCAUCAUUUCCUUCUUCUCCGUCUGGCUUCAUCACCCUCAGAAAGAAGAGGCUUAGUAGGAGGUUGAUUGGUGAGAGGUUGAUAUCUAAAAUGGCUGACCAUGAACAAAAGGCAGUCACUGCAGAUGUCUCCUCAGGGGAUAUGAUUUUUCAACCUAUAUUGGAGGAUGGAGUCUUUCGAUUUGAUUGUCCUCCAAAUGAUAGAGAUGCAGCAUAUCCUAGUUUAUCUUUUUUAAACAGCAAGGAUAGGGAAACACCCAUUAUGAGUCACAAGGUGCCCUUAUACACUCCGAAAUUUGAAUGUCUUUUUGAAAAUCAGAUUGUUAAAAUUGAGCUUCCUUCUGGUACCUCCUUCUAUGGGACUGGAGAAGUUAGUGGACAACUUGAGCGGACUGGAAAGAGAGUUUUUACUUGGAACACGGAUGCAUGGGGUUAUGGUCCAGGAACUACAUCCUUGUACCAGUCUCAUCCUUGGGUGAUGGCUGUUCUGCCCAAUGGGGAGGCACUCGGGGUGCUUGCUGACACAACACAACGCUGUGAGAUUGACCUGAGGAAAGAAUCGAGGAUACAGUUUGUUGCUCCAUCCUCAUAUCCUGUUAUUACAUUUGGUCCAUUUCCUUCACCCACUGCUGUCUUGAUAGCUCUAUCUCAUGCAAUUGGAUCUGUAUUUAUGCCUCCAAAGUGGUCCAUCGGCUAUCAACAAUGUCGUUGGAGCUAUGAUUCAGACAAGAGAGUUCUUGAGAUUGCCAGAACAUUCCGGGAGAAAGGUAUACCUUGUGACGUAAUAUGGAUGGAUAUCGAUUACAUGGAUGGUUUUCGGUGUUUCACCUUUGACAAGGACCGUUUCCCAAAUCCAAAAUCUUUGGUAGAUGAUCUUCACCAGAAUGGUUUUAAAGCUAUCUGGAUGCUUGAUCCAGGGAUCAAGCACGAAGAGGGUUAUUUUGUCUAUGACAGCGGUUCAAAAAGUGAUGUCUGGACUCAAAAAGCUGAUGGAAGGCCUUUUGUUGGGGAUGUGUGGCCUGGACCCUGUGUUUUUCCUGACUUUACGCAGUCAAAAGUUCGUUCCUGGUGGGCUAGUUUAGUUAAAGAUUUCACAUCUAAUGGUGUUGAUGGUAUAUGGAAUGAUAUGAAUGAACCAGCUGUUUUUAAGGCUGUAACAAAAACGAUGCCUCAAAGUAAUAUUCAUAGGGGAGAUGAUGAGCUUGGAGGUUGUCAAAAUCACUCUUAUUAUCACAAUGUGUAUGGCAUGCUGAUGGCAAGAUCAACAUAUGAAGGCAUGAAGUUGGCUAAUGAAAAUAAGCGUCCUUUUGUCCUCACCAGGGCUGGGUUUAUUGGUAGCCAAAGGUAUGCUGCAACAUGGACAGGAGAUAACCUUUCAAACUGGGAGCAUCUUCAUAUGAGUAUAUCCAUGGUACUUCAAUUGGGACUUAGUGGUCAGCCACUUUCAGGACCUGAUAUUGGUGGGUUUGCUGGAAAUGCAACACCCCAGCUUUUUGGAAGGUGGAUGGGUGUAAGUUCUAUGUUUCCUUUUUGCCGCGGGCAUUCUGAAAUUGACACGAUUGACCAUGAACCCUGGUCUUUUGGGGAAGAGUGUGAAGAAGUUUGCCGCCUAGCUUUGAAAAGGCGUUACCGCCUUCUGCCACACAUAUACACUCUUUUUUUUAAGGCUCAUACAAUUGGUACUCCAGUGGCGAUGCCUACUUUUUUUGCUGAUCCAAAAGAUCCCAACUUAAGGAAGCUUGAAAAUUCUUUUCUUCUGGGACCAAUUUUAAUCUAUGCAAGCACUAUGCCUGGUCAGUGUUUGGAUAAAUUGGACUGUACAUUGCCUAAGGGAAUUUGGCUGAGGUUUGACUUUGAUGAUUCGCAUCCGGAUUUGCCAGCAUUAUAUUUACAAGGUGGAUCGGUUAUACCUUUGGGUCCACCUCAUCAGCAUGUUGGUGAAUCUAAUCCUUCAGAUGACUUGACACUUCUUGUGGCUUUAGAUGAACAUGGGAAAGCUGAAGGUUUUCUGUUUGAAGACGAUGGUGAUGGAUAUGAAUUCACUAAAGGUGGAUAUUUGUUGACACACUAUGUUGCUGAACUUCAAUCAUCAAUUGUUACUGUGAGAGUUUCCAAGACUGAAGGAUUAUGGAAGAGGCCAAAGCGUCGUAUACAUGUGCAGUUAUUGCUUGGUGAAGGUGCAAUGCUUGAUACGUGGGGCAUGGAUGGAGAAGUGCUGCAAAUUAUGAUGCCUUCAGAACAAGAAGUGUAUAAGUUGGUUUCUACCAGUGAAAAGUAUUACAAGACUUGUUUGGAAAAUGCUAAGCGCAUUCCAGAUAUAGAAGAGGUUUCUGGACAAAAGGGAGUAGAACUUUCAAGGACUCCAAUAGAACUGAACAAUGGUUAUUGGAUUCUAAAAGUAGUUCCAUGGAUUGGGGGUAGAAUUAUUUCCAUGAUGCACCUUCCCUCAGGAAUGCAAUGGCUUCACAGCAGGGUUGAUAUCAAUGGUUAUGAAGAGUAUAGUGGCACUGAGUACCGGUCAGCUGGAUGUUCUGAGGAAUACAAUGUCAUUGAGCAUAAACUUGAGCAUGCAGGAGAGGAGGAAUCAAUUAUGUUAGAAGGUGAUAUUGGUGGUGGAUUGGCCCUUCAACGGAAAAUAUAUAUUCCAAAGAAUGAUCCCAAGGUUUUCCGAAUUGACUCUAGCAUUGUUGCCCGUAAAGUUGGUGCUGGUUCCGGUGGGUUUUCAAGACUUGUUUGCUUGAGAGUACACCCUACAUUUGGUCUCUUGCACCCAACAGAAUCGUUUGUGUCAUUUACUUCCAUUGAUGGGUCCAAGCAUGAAGUGUGGCCAGAAUCUGGGGAGCAGUUUUAUGAAGGGAAUCUACUUCCUAAUGGUGAAUGGAUACUUAUUGAUAAAUGUCUGGGCUUGGGGCUAGUCAAUCGGUUUAAUGUCAAAGAGGUUUUCAAGUGUCUCAUCCACUGGGGAACUGGGACAGUUAAUUUGGAGUUGUGGUCAGAAGAUAGACCUGUUUCAAAUCAAUCACCUCUCAGGAUCUCCCAUGAGUACGAGGUGAUAGAAAUCCCAAAAUUGUGAUCCAACAUAUAGAUUAUAGAGUUGCUGUCAGAAGAUUCUGUAUAAUAAAACUUUUUAAGUAUGUCUUGUAUGAGGAUUAAGUUAUAGCCCAACGAUAAUGACAUUUUGUUAUUUGUCUAUUUAAAAUAAA